AUGCAAUCCCCCCCGAAUGCCCAGAAGAUGGAAGGUCGCCCAGAGCUAUCGUCAGAGAUAACAGUUCGCUGCUUUGAGCGACUUGCUGCACAACUUAAAACAUGCCAGCAAAUUCCGGUCCCCGAUAAAAAUACCACCGUACCCCACCCGCACUUGGAAUAUUUGCGUAAGUGGAUCUCGAAAUUCGAGCGGCUUCAAUCCUCAAAGGACGAAGAGGAGCAUAAACGCAACCAAAAGGAGUGUAUCGAAGAGCUGUUGGACAGCAUUCCUCCCAGAGCCGCGCAGAACACGAUGGAGACCUGGCGUCAAAGUAUGAGGGAGAAUUCAACACAGUCGAAUGGCAUCCGAAUGGCUGCAAACGCAGCCGAUAACGUGGGCGGAGUCACGUCUCAACAGGACCAAACUUCGAAUAAUUUUGUUAUAGAAACUCAAGAUUCAGAUGUAGAGGUCCCAGUUCACAGCGGCGGCCCUGCGGCCAGCUGCAAUCGUGCCAUCGAUUUGAGCAGCGAUGCGCGCAAUACCUAG
Messenger RNA from Fusarium mangiferae, 525 nucleotides. RefSeq lists its product as uncharacterized. The coding region runs from base 1 to 525 and encodes 174 amino acids. Lineage: Eukaryota; Fungi; Ascomycota; Sordariomycetes; Hypocreales; Nectriaceae. The record is from RefSeq and is a predicted model, not a curated record. The transcript has a single exon.